ACCACUUCAUUUCUCAACCCGCCUCCAAGCCCUCACGCUUCUUCUACCUUGCAGAAAACAGAGGCUAGCUCUUCCACCCUUUUCCACCGUCGCGGAAGACAUAGAAUCUUUCCCCUUCUUCUAGCAGCAAAGGCCAAAUGACACAAUCAUUCCAACAGCCACUCUUAAUCAUAAGGGUUUCAAAAUUGCAAAAGGCCUAACAAUCGAAGGGGUAAAUUACAAAUCUGGAGUCGGCUUGUGGUCUGAAUCGCUGUGGAAAAUACAGCUUGUAAACUAAAUUAUGGACACCUCCGAGGAACCAAUGUGUAGAGUUUUAAGGUCCCGCAGGGCUGAAACUGAGCGACCGUCUACAAGUUCACCUCCUAUACAAUUGAGUGGAUCAGGUGAUGAUAGGAAUUCAACAAAUGAAAGAAUAGAAGGUGAUGGUAGUAAUGAGCAGAUGGGGCCACAACCAAGAGGAGGUCCGAUACGAAAAGGGCGUGGAAGAGCAAAAAAUAAAGCCUUGCACAAAAUUAAAGAAAACAGCUGUCCGGUUCCAGUAGAGUUUGGAGAGGGUUCUAUUAAACCUGUUGGUUUAAAUAACAAAUUAUGGAUAGCUGAGGUUGGCAUUAAUACACGAGAUACUGAAGCCCUUUUAAAGUAUAAAACGUGGAGGGAUGUUCCAGAUUUUGAGAAAGAGGUCUGCUAUGAGUAUUUGAAGGUCUUUGGAGUUGAUGCAUAUGCGAAUGACAUUGAUUUUAAGCGAGUAAACAAGGGAAUUUCCAACGCAUUGAGGAAAUAUAGAUAUAAAUUGACGUGUCAUUUUGAGGAGCAUCUUCCUAUUGAGAAUGCACGCCGCCAUCCUUACAAUGGUAUUGGUAAUGCUGUUUGGCAAAAGUUGUGUGAUAAUUGGAUAUCACCAAAAUUUCAGGAAAUAAGUGAAAAAAACAAAGAAAAUCAUUCCAAGAAUGAGGUUCCACAUUAUUCUAGAUCGAUGUCCUUCGUUAGACGUUACGAUGCUUAUGUCAAACUCAAAGAAAGGCAGAGCCAAGAAGAUGAAGAUGGUGAAAGGGAUGAGAAUCCUGCCAUUCGCUUGUACAAGGACACACAUUUUAAGGAACAAGGUGGAUGGGCACACGAGAAAGCUAAGAGGAAUUUUGAUGCAAUGAAAGAAAAGGCUGCACAAAAUUCUCAAAAUUCUGAUGGUACGAGUCCAACCAUAAAUGAUGUUGAGAUAGUGCAAAACCAACUAGGCAUAAGGAAGGGAUAUUGCCGUGGAUUCGGACAUGGUUUCAUGGCUCCAAAGAGUCAACGUGCCUCCUCAUCAUGUGACGAGGCUUCUAGGAAAAGGGUCGAAAUUGCUGAGGAAAGAAAUGUACAAAUGGCGGCAAAGAUGGAUAAACUUGAGAAGAUGCUUGAGCAGUUACAGCAACAGCCGCCACCAUGGUUCCUCCAAUAUCAGCAGCAGCGGCAGCAAACUGCACCAAACUGGCAUCAACAGCCUUCGCCACCUCCAGUAGACUCUCAUUUUUAGCAACUACCACCCACAAGGUGGCAAUAUUAGCAGCCGCCACCAACAUGGUAGCACCAACAAGCACCACCACAACCACCAAUAGAAUGAAUAAUGGAUCUUGAAGGGGAUGGAACAUUUUUUUGUGCUACCAGAUGGUUUUAGUUUUUGUUUAGAAACUGGUUAGCAGUUUUUGUUUUUGUUUAGAAAACUAGAAAUUUUAUGGAUCUUGAAUAUGUAUUGUGGAUUUAUUUUGUUUGAUGGCUAGUAAUAUCUUUUUGAAUGUUAUUAUGGAUC
This is a messenger RNA of Cornus florida, 1786 nucleotides long. RefSeq lists its product as uncharacterized. Lineage: Eukaryota; Viridiplantae; Streptophyta; Magnoliopsida; Cornales; Cornaceae. The record is from RefSeq and is a predicted model, not a curated record. The transcript is spliced from 8 exons. Bases 281 to 1513 code for a protein of 410 amino acids.